AUAUAGUUCAACAGGAUUUAUCUAAAACAAACAAUGUUGCAUGGUUUUUCCCUGUUAGCAAAAGGUUCAUCAUGCGGUACAAAUUAUGGUAUAUUAGUUUUUGCUAUUUAUUACAGAUAUUUAUUGUCAACAAUGAAAAAUGGCCUCAUAUCCAUUCCAAGUUUCUAAAUGGAUCGCUGCUAUUAACCUGGACAAAAUCUUCGACAUUUGACCAUGAUGUCAUGAUCACCACCAACAUUAAUACUACAGACUGGAUAAGAGUCAAAAAUCCAAAAUACGUGGUUAAAGAUGUGCUGAAUUUUACAUUCGUGUCUAUUAGAAUACGCGAAUAUAGGUCUAGUGAUUUGAAAAAUCACGUUGAAUCUAACAACACUUUUAAAGUUGAAGUUAUUAAAUGCAAAGAGGGAGAUUCUACGAAUAUAUCAUGGACUGUGGACUAUUUCCCAGCUACAGGACACUACUACAUUUAUCAUACAUAUGCCGACAAUAUAUCAAAAAUAAUUGCAGUAGUUGGAGAUGAUGCAAGAUUUGUUGAACCUUUCAAAUACAUUUUCUUCGGAAAAGAUAACGACUCUCACAGCAUAAAGUUCGCAGUGACGAAUAUAACAACAGCUGACGCGGGUUACUAUACUGGCGGUGUAUCGGAGUACGUGGCCUCUUCCUAUGCAAAUGGUGUGGUACUUCUUGUUCAAGGAAAACUAACAAAACCCGUGAUAACAGGGAACCUGACAUAUCAUAUUGGAGGUCCUGCUUACUUCCGCUGUUCCAGCAAUUCUACCUCCGCCCCUUUCUAUUACAAAAAGUUCCCACCCCUGUUAUACUUUUGGUAUGUCAACGACACAAGGUUGUCUGGAAUAUCCAAAGAAAAAUACAGAUUUACUAUAGCAAAGAAGGACAGGUACAAUCGCAUAUCAUGUACAGCAAAGGAAGGAAAAGGAGGGCUCGAGUCAGUGCGAAGUGAAGAUCUACACGUUGACGUUUUAUAUGGCCCAGAUGAAAAACAGAUAUGGAUUUCUCCACCACCGCCACCUGAUGAUAGACUCUGUGUACAGGAUGGAGGUAUAUUUGGACCUUUUAAUUGUACUGCGGACUGCAAUCCACCUUGCAUGAUUCAGUGGAAGAACAAAAUACCCACUGGUGAAUUCGCCAAUGCUACUUCCUUAAGGCUUGAUUCACAGAUAAUACCAGAGAGACGAGUGGAGAAAGGAAAUGUGACAUUAUUUCAGUGUGUAGUGAAAUGGAGUUCUGGCAAAGAUGAUGGUUAUAAAACAAGAAAUCUGGAUAUACAAUUUUCCAACUGCAACCCGGAUGUAUCUGCUACAAAGCAAUAUGUAUUAGCAAUCGUUGGCAGUUUGAUUACUCUUUUUGCUUUGUUGACUACAGUUUUUGUCUGCUUCAAAAUUACUCAUCAUGCACGUAAAAGGCAAAAAUCCAAAAGUGAAAAAGAAAACAUUGGAGAAACUUCAGAAAGUGUGCAAACAAAGCAGGAAGAGUAUCAAAACAAUUCUGAAGUUAUUUUAGAUGAUGAUUUCUCACAAGGAGAGCUGUAUGAGGAAUAUGAUAAUGGAGAUAUACAAGGUGGAGGAAGGAACACCAAUUGUUUACGCAAGAACAAUCCAAAAAUAAUCUUAAACCAUAAAAAUCAAUGUGAGAAUAAGAUGGAAGAGCAAGGGGAAAAUAAUGGAUAUCAAUAUCAGGAUAUCCAUGAGGAACAAGGACAAUUUUAUACACCACUUAACCCUGUUUUACAAACGGAUCAAUAGAUUUGCAGAAUAAAAGUGACAACUACAAACUUGAGCACUCAUUGAACAGUGCGAGGAUAUACACUGCACUUGUGAACGAACCAGUCUCUCUUAUUCGACUUCACUACCAUUCACUUCGA
Saccostrea cuccullata (small rock oyster) is the source of this 1882-nucleotide messenger RNA. RefSeq lists its product as uncharacterized. Lineage: Eukaryota; Metazoa; Mollusca; Bivalvia; Ostreida; Ostreidae. Bases 72 to 1763 code for a protein of 563 amino acids. The transcript has 7 exons. The record is from RefSeq and is a predicted model, not a curated record.